UCCAUUUCAAAUUCUUAUUUAUUUCAAUGAUGAAUGAGAUAUUUGGCGCUUUUUAGGCGUCCCUCUCUCCGAAAAACUACAGUCUUUACUGAAGAGAGAGAGAGAGGCUGGUAUAAAUCGUUCUUAACACGAUAAUUUUGCUGUUUGUAUUAAUUUUUAUUUAUUCCAUUCAAUCACAUAAUUUAAAUAUCUAUGAAAAAACGGUUGCCUGGCACAUAGAUUAUCGAUAUCUUGCAUAUCGAUUACAGCAAGAACAGCUGUUUAUGUUUACAUCUACAACUCUUUCUUGUGCGGUCAUUACACGUUGACUCCCCAACAAAAUAAUGUCCACGGCCAGCGGGAACGAGGAACGUGAUAUUAAUGAUCUUUUUGACGAUAUAACACUCGCAGAAAAUCAUCUAGUGGAGGCCAGCUAUAAGGAGGGCUUUGCCAUUGGCUGUCAAGAAGGCAACGACGAAGGCUAUAGACUCGGUUAUGCCCAAGGAAUACAGCUGGGUGAAGAAUUGGCAGAGAUAUUUGGUCGGGUUGUAGCUCUUCAACAACAGGAAACACACACUGAACGUGUAAAACGUUGCCUUGAACAAUUGCGUACAUCCAUUGAAUCAUUCCCCCGGGACAACGACCCGGAAGCUGAUAUUAUUGGUGCCGUGGAAAAUAUUAGAAUUCUGAAUAAGAAACUACUCGUGUUAACCGGACGUGCCAAAGGUUCUACAUCGACAGAAGCUGGCAAAGCAGAAAAGAAAGAUUUAUCCUUUUAA
Molecule: messenger RNA, 758 nt
Organism: Musca domestica (house fly)
Lineage: Eukaryota; Metazoa; Arthropoda; Insecta; Diptera; Muscidae
Exons: 2
Coding region: 324-758 (144 amino acids)
Source: RefSeq, a predicted model, not a curated record